Molecule: messenger RNA, 2355 nt
Organism: Xenopus laevis (African clawed frog)
Lineage: Eukaryota; Metazoa; Chordata; Amphibia; Anura; Pipidae
Product: MORC family CW-type zinc finger protein 3
Exons: 12
Coding region: 147-1907 (586 amino acids)
Source: RefSeq, a predicted model, not a curated record
ACCACAUAAAUUAUAAGCCUGAAAACAGGAAGUAGGGGAGGGUCACAAUUAGUUUUUUAAGGCUGUGAGGCUCCACUCAGAAAGGUGGUUUGGGUAAUGUGGGUAAUGUGGGCUUCUGUGAGGGGUUCUGAUCAUUAUUAGAGAGGAUGGCAGCGGAUAAAAACAACAGGACUCGUUUGAGCGAGCCAAACCCCAAGUUCUUUUACACCAACUCCACAAGUCAUAUGGGGCCUUUCAGCGCAGUCGCUGAACUUAUAGAUAAUGCCUACAAUCAUGGUCUUGAAGACAAGGAACUGCAUAUUGACAUAAAGAUCAUCAGAAACGAAACAUGUCUGACAUUUACAGAUAAUGGAAAAGGCAUGACUCUGGAUAAGUUGCACACGAUGCUCGGUGAUAACGUAAUGGGCCAUGUUCCCAUCGGACUUUAUGGACAUGGGUUUAAGUCAGGAUCCAUGCGGCUGGGAAAAGACGCCAUUGUCUUCACCAAAAAUAAAUCUGGCAUGCAUGUGGGCAUGUUAUCCCAAUCUUACUUGGAGAAGAUCAAUGCGGAGCACGUCCUGGUCCCGAUUAUAUCGUUCGACCAGCAAGGGCAGCUUGUACAGACGCCUGAUUCAAAGGCAAAUCUAAAGGCAAUAACCACUUACUCUCUGCUGAAGAGUAAGAGAGAGCUCUUAGAAGAGCUGGAGACCAUUGCUAACCCAAACGGAACGAAUAUCAUUAUCUGGAACCUGAGCAGGGGCAAUUUUGGGUCCCCGGAAUUUGACUUUGAUUAUAAAAAUGAUGAUAUGGUGCUUACUUCAAGAAAAGACCAGACUGCCCAUAAAAGCGACUAUUCUUUGAGAGCUUACUGUAGCAUUUUGUAUCUGGAACCAAGGCUGAGGAUUAGUUUGAGAGAGGAAGAGAUUGAAACACAGGUGGUCACUAGACACCUUGCUUACACAGAAGAAGAUGUCUGCAGGCCCCAGUGUUUGGCACCUACAACCAUAAAAAUCACAUUUGGAUACAAACGCCACGACAAGGAGCAUUACGGAUUAAUGAUGUACCAUAAGAACAGGCUCAUUAAGGCUUACAAAAGAGUUGGCUGCCAAUUAGAGGGUAAUAACCAGGGAGUUGGGGUUGUUGGAAUUGUUGAGUGCGACUUUCUCAAGCUCACACACAAUAAGCAGGAUUUUGAUGAUACAAAUGAGUAUAGGCUCACCCUGUAUGAAUUAGGACUUAAGCUGAGCGAAUACUGGAAUAAACUGAAAGUAAAAAAGAAUUCUGACUCUCGAAGCCGUCGUGUGGAAGAUAAACAUAAACAUCCACGGUCUAAUGAGGACACACUUGCUAAGAAGCAAAAGCUCAGUGGAUCAAUGAGCAAUGAUGAUGGAAAUAUUACUAAAAGAAAAGAUAACACAGCUCAGCCAGAAAAUAAUCAUAAGAAAAGUGACACCAAGACCCUAAAAGGAUCUGCUGUAGCCUCGACUUCUCACUCUGUCCCUACAUGUGAGGCAGUAGCCACCCAGACUAAAAGGGCAACUUUGACAAAUAAAAAAGAAGAAUAUGGAGGCUAUGAUUGCAGCAAACAAGAAGACCAGAAGAUGCCAGGCUCACACCAAGGCCAUCACCAAGAAAGUUCUGUGGACACCACAGACAAUGAAGAAGAAAGUCUGAAGAGUUACUGUGAAAAGCUGCUUCUAAGGGUGAAAGGGCUAGAAGAAGAGAUCAUAGAACUGAGAAGCAAUCAGAUUAAGAUAGAAGUUUCUCACCAGAAGACACAGACAGAGGUCAGCCCACCAAACGAAGCCGAAUUUGCUUUGAAACAAUUGGUCGCCCAGUAUGAACAGAACUGUAAAGAAAUCAAGAGGCUGAAAGAAGAGUAUGAUGUGUUGCUAAACAUAAAAUCCGAGCCAGAUACUAUGGCUUAAAGCAUGUUUCACUGAACAGGGUCAGUACAAAAGUGAGUCUCUCAUUCAUACCACUGCCUGGUUGUUAGGGUAACUUAGACCCUAGCACCCAGAUAGCUGCCGAAAAUCCACACUGGAGAGCUGCUGAACAAAAAUCUAAGGAAUUCAGAAAACAUGAAGACCAUUUGCAAAUUGUCUCAGAAAAUCCCAAUCAACAUCAUACUAAAAGAUGAUGUAAAGCUGAACUAUAUCUUUUUAUCUGUUAUGCUUCAGAAGAACAAAUUCAAUUGUAAAAAUGUAUCUUACAUACUGGUUAUCUUAUUCAGGCUGGGCACCCAUAUAACUGCUUUGCUCUGCUAUUUAGAACAUACACUGCAACUGUGGCUGGUUAGAUAAGGUAGUACAGGUAUGGGAUCCAUUAUCCAGAAACCAGUUAUCCAGAAAGUUCAAUUACCGAAAGGCCGUCUCC